Lachancea mirantina is the source of this 2181-nucleotide messenger RNA. Lineage: Eukaryota; Fungi; Ascomycota; Saccharomycetes; Saccharomycetales; Saccharomycetaceae. The record is from the annotation of a GenBank genome assembly.
AUGGCGGGCGAAGACGAUCAAUGGUUGCAGCUUGUUCAAGCCAGGCAGCUGGCUACUCAAAAUAAACCGGGCGAAAUGCUGCCUAAAGUUCUGGAGACCGCAGCGUCCCUGUAUCGCUCCUCGCAUUCUAAAAAGCUGGGGAAACUGUGUGUUGAACUGCUAAUGGAAGUUGUGGACCAUGACGCCGUUCCAAAAAGUGAGAAACCUUUCCUGGUGUCUCUUUACCUGCAGCUUUUAUGGGACGUAUCUCAAAACGAUGUCAGUCACUGUACUUUCCGGGAUAUCAUUUUAACGUUUGCCCGCACUUACGAGUUGCUUUUUGAUCUUAUAGCCAAAACUUCCGAUGUUCAGCUUUGGAAUCUCAUGUGUGAGCUAAAAGAGUUCAUUCUGUCUCAGUGGAAGACAACCUUCCCGCUAAAGCCAUCAGGAGAUAUACUUGGCGAUCAUUCGCGUUCGCUAGGUGUGAAGCUAGCAACGGUGAAGUUUAUCUCCAAAGUUGUGGUAGUGCACACGAACGGGAACUCCGGAAUAGGCCUUGCAUCGGUGCCAGACAAUCAUCCUAUUUUUAAAAGCAAAUCUGCUCUUGAAAGUGAGGCGAAAAAGUUGCUAGACUAUCUCUUAAACUAUCUGAGUGAGGAGCCCAUGAUGGUAACGCCACUGUUUAAUGGUAUACUCAAUUGUCUUGGGUUCGUGAUGAAACAACGUCCUCAAGCCACGAGCCGCAUUUUAGCUGGCAUUUUACGAUUUAAUAUCGAUCUCAAAUAUCAGCAAGAGACAGACUCGGUGCUCAAUUAUCGCAUGGCUAAACGUUUCGUUGAGCGCUGCUACAAGAAUUUCGUGCAGUUUGGACUAAGGUCGCAAUUGAUAAGGAACUCUGGAACUACUGGUCAGUACUAUAACAAGCUUUCGAAAAUUUCGCAGACAUUACAUACAAUCGGCGAAGAAACAAGAGCAAAAGGAAUUCUGAACUUCGAUGCCAAACAGGUAGAACGUAAGAUGCCUUCUCGAGAGAGAUCGCGCUAUGUUGCCGCCGCACAGGCCCAGCUGUCCUCAGCAGAGAACCAGAAAAACGGCAAGCAAGAACCUAAAAUAUUAGGCCCUCCUGAUAUUCAGUUAUUGAAUGAUCUGCAGAAGUAUACGAUGUUUAAAUCCUCGACGUCAGGAUUCUUCAAUACUUCUCCUGUGGCAUUUGAUAACUCCUAUGCAUCUGUAUAUUCACUGAUGAACAGCAAAAGCUCAGAAAUUAACGUCUCAAAACUUUCACAAUCCUCCAGAAUCAAGUUGUGCACGGAAAGUCUUUUCAACACCGACACUAACAAAAUCAUAGCUGGAUUGUCGAUAGUGGCCUCAAGGUACACUGACUUGAUGAACAAGACGAGCGCAGGUGAGGGUGGGAAAAAAAGGGCACCCGACGACGAAUUACAGCAUCCGAAUAUUAAAAAACAAGCUCCAGAACCAGAAGACGAGGAUAUUUUGGAGGAUGAGGACAAACAAGAAUUUUCGCUUGGAGCUCCUUCGCCACUUACAGGCAAAGAAAAGAAAGAACAUUUCGAGCGUAUUCUGGAGCACAUUGCAAAAAUCAAAGAUUCGGAAGAAGAACAGGCACUCACAACACUUCCGAAUGCAAGCGCUUUAACGAAAAUCAGGCUUCAAGAUUGGGACAAUAAAACUUCGUGGCUUACGCUUUUAUCUAGGCUAGCCACAAGAGGGGUAAGUCACAAUCCCGAAAUGAGCGACAUAGUAAGGCAAAGUAUUUACGAUUAUUUCGUCGAGGACUUUGGGAACCGCAUUGCUGUGGUAAUUGAAUGGCUGAGCGAAGAAUGGUAUUUCGAAGCGGUCAUGUGUUCCGCUCCUGCGGCCGAUGUCACGUCUACCCCCAUUUAUGAUAAGUGGUCUCUAAAAGUGCUGGACUCGAUCGUUCCGUUUUUGGAGAAUUCGCAUAGGAGGCAUUUCAUCCGUCUCGUCAGUGAGCUACCGCACUUGUCCCAACAGCAUCUCGACAGAAUAAAAUCUCUAUGUCUCGAUCCACUCAGAGCGUCUCUAGGAUUCCAGUCGCUGAAAUUUAUGCUCAUGUUUCGUCCACCGGUAAAGCCGUUCAUCAAAGUCGCACUCGACGCAGUAAAGGAGGAGGAUGAGUCCCUGAAGGAGCAGUGCGAAUCGCUGAUUUCAAAAUUCUUCUGA